AUGGGGCUGCCCGGCGCUCCCGCCUUGCUCCUGGGGGCGCUGGCCCUCCUCUUGAGGGGCUGCGAGGGCUUCUCCUCACACUCCCUGCAGUAUUUCCACACUGCUGUGUCCGAACCCGAUCAGGGGCUGCCCCAGUUCAUCUCAGUGGGGUACGUGGACGGCCAUCUCUUCAACCAGUAUGACAGUGUCGCAAGAAGGGAGCAGCCUCGGGCACCCUGGAUCAAGAAGGUGGACAAGGAUGACCCCCAGUAUUGGGACGGGCAGACCCAGAUAUGCCGGAACAAUGAGCAGGUGUUCAGAGAGAACCUGCAGAUCGCAAGAAAUCGCUACAAUCAGAAUGGAGGGUUUCACUCCCUGCAGUGGAUGUACGGUUGUGAACUGAAGGAGCACGGGAGCCCAGGAGGAGGGUAUGACCAGGCCGCCUACGACGGGAGGGACUACCUCAGCUUCGACACGGAGACCGUCACCUGGACGGCGGCCCUUCCCAAGGCCCAGAUCACCAAAGAGAAGUGGGAGAAUGAUCCUGCCUACGGCCAAAGAAUGAAGGCCUACCUGGAGGGGGAAUGCCUGGAGAAGCUGAAGAGAUUCCUGGACUAUGGGAAGGAGAGGCUGCUGAGGAAUCGUCCUGUGGGGAAGGUGACACAGAAGGAGGGCUAUGAUGAGAGAGAGACCCUCGUCUGCCAGGCUUACGGCUUCUACCCCAAGGAGAUUGACGUCACUUGGAGGAAGGACGGAGAGGUCCUGCAGGAAGGCACUUUCCACAGGAGCGUGGCCCCCUAUCUGGAUGGGACCUACCACGCCUGGCUCAGCAUCGAGAUCGACCCCGAGGAGAGAGACCUGUACCGAUGCCACGUGGACCAUGCCAGCCUGGGGGAGCCUUUGGUCUUGGCUUGGGAGGCGCCUGCUUCCAACUUGGGCCUCAUUAUUGGGUGCGUCGCAGUAGUUCUUCUCCUGAUCGUGGCUGGGAUUGCUGGCGCCUGGGUCUACAACAAGAAACGACAAGAAGGCUACAAGGCAGCAUCAACAAAUGACGGAGGUUCCAGCAUCACCAGUGAAGGGAACAACCCAUCCGUUUAGUAUCCUCAGAAUGAG
Molecule: messenger RNA, 1092 nt
Organism: Pogona vitticeps (central bearded dragon)
Lineage: Eukaryota; Metazoa; Chordata; Lepidosauria; Squamata; Agamidae
Source: RefSeq, a predicted model, not a curated record